UGAAUACCUUAACCUUGCACACAUUUUAUCCUUACCUGGUCACACCUAUACAUCUUUUAUUAAUAAUACCAGUUGAGCAAUUGCCGUUCCUUCUAUAUUUUAUGAGAAGUCGCUUGAAUUAUGUCACUCUCAAAUAGCCUAAAAAGAAAUGCUUCCCAUUUGUCAACUGUCUCUGUCAACACAAAAAAGUCCAAGUCAAAUGGGACAAUCACGUCUUUUUUUGGCGCCCCAACUUCAAAAAGCACAAAUGAUCCUGUAUCUGGGAAUACCACUUCAGGCCCUGUCACGUCGAAAUUCUGCAAAGAAAAAUGGGUUGCUAGCUUGACUUCCGAGCAAAGGGAGUUGUUGAAACUGGAGAUUGACACGCUGGAAGAGAGUUGGCUCGCUCAGCUUAAGGAGGAGCUCCUAACCAAAGACUUUCUGAAUUUAAAACGAUUCCUGCGGAAGGAAGUAGCUUCUGGGGCUGAGGUUUUUCCCCCUCUUAAUGAUGUCUACUCUUGGUCCCGCCAUACACCGCUGCACAAAGUCAAAGCCGUGAUCAUUGGACAAGAUCCCUAUCAUGGGUAUGGACAAGCCCAUGGGCUGUGCUUUUCUGUCCGCCCUCCAACGCCUGCUCCUCCCUCACUCAAAAACAUAUAUAUUGCACUUAAAAAAGAUUAUUCCUCCUUUCAGCCGCCACCGAAUGGGGGGGGAUUGCUCACUCCUUGGGCUGACCGCGGGGUUUUGAUGCUCAAUACUUGUUUAACCGUUCGUGCUCGAAGCCCAAACAGCCACUCUAGACAAGGAUGGGAGCGCUUUACUCAGAAAGCCAUUGAUGUGGUCGCUAGGGUUCGCACACGCGGUGUUGUUUUCCUUGCCUGGGGUAGGCCCGCUGCCAAUCGUGUUGCCAAUGUCAAUCGUGAAAAGCAUUGUGUCCUGCAAUCUGUUCACCCAAGUCCGCUGAGUGCACAUAAUGGCUUCGUAAGUCAAAGAUUUUCGAGUUAUCCCACACAGACAUUCAGCCAAACCCAUUUAUGUACACCACUUCAGAUCGAAAAGUAUGAAUACUAACGUCCUAUAAUCCAAAGUUUAACUGUGGCCAUUUUAAAAAGGCCAAUCAAUGGUUGGAGAAGAGAUACGGGCCUGAGGGAGGCAUUGAUUGGAGUCUUACUCAGUCUACCGCUGCUAACAAAGAGUCCAAUGAUAAUAAGCAGUGUGCUGGGGCAACACCCGAGACAGAUCUGUGCCCCCCAAGAACCAAGGAAACACAAGAAGCCUGACAAGGUACUGCGCAUCCUCGAAAUAUGUUGUCUCACUGCUGUCUUUCUAUUAUCUGUUUUAUUACUUUCUACUGUUGAGACUUCUCCUGGACGCCGUGAAUGGUAAUUCAGAUUGAUAGGCUAUAUGUUACUGUUUUUAGUAGAAAGCGUUACUUAACUACUUCGUACUUGAAAUUUAAUCAGACUUAUUUUCCUC
Messenger RNA from Coccidioides immitis RS, 1455 nucleotides. Its product is annotated as uracil-DNA glycosylase, variant. Bases 121 to 1050 code for a protein of 309 amino acids. NCBI's taxonomy places the organism in Eukaryota, Fungi, Ascomycota, Eurotiomycetes, Onygenales, Onygenaceae. The transcript is spliced from 2 exons. Gene Ontology annotation, cellular component: mitochondrion; nucleus. Gene Ontology annotation, biological process: base-excision repair; base-excision repair, AP site formation via deaminated base removal. The record is from RefSeq and is a predicted model, not a curated record. Gene Ontology annotation, molecular function: uracil DNA N-glycosylase activity.